CCAGAGAGACGCGGCUGGGCCUCCACGGCUGUGGAGAGGUCCUGCCACGGGCCUUGUUCACCAUGUCGGUGCUGGAUGCGCUUUGGGAGGAUCGGGAUGUCCGCUUCGACCUGUCCGCGCAGCAAAUGAAAACAAGACCUGGAGAAGUCCUUAUUGAUUGUUUAGAUUCCAUUGAAGACACCAAAGGAAAUAAUGGAGAUAGAGGUAGACUCUUGGUAACAAAUUUAAGAAUUCUCUGGCACUCUUUGGCGUUAUCAAGAGUCAAUGUUUCUGUCGGUUACAAUUGCAUAUUGAAUAUUACAACAAGGACUGCUAACUCUAAAUUACGAGGCCAAACUGAAGCUCUUUAUAUACUAACAAAAUGUAACAGUACUCGUUUUGAAUUUAUAUUUACAAAUUUGGUUCCUGGAAGCCCUAGACUUUUUACUUCUGUGAUGGCAGUACACAGAGCUUAUGAAACUUCUAAAAUGUAUCGUGAUUUUAAAUUAAGAAGUGCACUAAUUCAGAACAAGCAACUAAGACUGUUGCCACAAGAACAUGUAUAUGAUAAAAUAAAUGGAGUAUGGAAUUUAUCCAGUGAUCAGGGCAAUUUAGGAACCUUUUUUAUUACCAAUGUGAGAAUUGUGUGGCAUGCAAAUAUGAAUGAUAGUUUUAAUGUCAGUAUACCAUAUCUGCAAAUUCGUUCAAUAAAGAUUAGAGAUUCAAAAUUUGGUUUAGCUCUUGUCAUAGAAAGCUCUCAGCAGAGUGGUGGAUAUGUUCUUGGCUUUAAAAUAGAUCCUGUGGAAAAACUACAAGAAUCAGUUAAGGAAAUCAAUUCACUUCACAAAGUCUAUUCUGCCAGUCCCAUAUUUGGAGUUGAUUAUGAGAUGGAAGAAAAGCCCCAGCCGCUCGAAGCUCUGACAGUCGAACAAAUUCAAGAUGAUGUAGAAAUAGACUCUGAUGGUCACACGGAUGCUUUUGUGGCUUAUUUUGCUGAUGGCAAUAAGCAACAAGAUCGUGAACCUGUAUUUUCAGAAGAACUGGGGCUUGCAAUAGAGAAAUUGAAGGAUGGAUUCACCCUACAGGGACUUUGGGAAGUAAUGAGUUGAUUGACCUUGAGUUGAGAUGGAUUUCUAUUAAAGAUGUCUCUAGUUUAAAGAUACUAGUCACCUGCCAUAAGUCAUGGAAUAGUUUUUAUAUUUACAGCUUUUAUAUUUAAAACUUGUAAGAGUUUUUUUAAUGAUUGAGGAAAAAGUCAUUUAGAAAACUUCAGUUUUCUAAAAAUUAUAUUUAAAAUUGUAAUCAAAAUGUACCUAGUUUAUAAAUGUUUAUUUUGUACUUAAUACCUGUAAAGUCUUAGUUUUCAGAUAUUAAGUGACUGUAUCAUGUUCGGUUUAAUAAAGAAUUUAUGCAGCACCA
This is a messenger RNA of Pan troglodytes (chimpanzee), 1398 nucleotides long. RefSeq names its product Bardet-Biedl syndrome 5 (gene BBS5). Gene Ontology annotation, cellular component: ciliary basal body; BBSome. The transcript is spliced from 12 exons. Gene Ontology annotation, molecular function: phosphatidylinositol-3-phosphate binding. Bases 63 to 1088 code for a protein of 341 amino acids. Gene Ontology annotation, biological process: cilium assembly; intracellular transport. The record is from RefSeq and is a predicted model, not a curated record. NCBI's taxonomy places the organism in Eukaryota, Metazoa, Chordata, Mammalia, Primates, Hominidae.